This is a messenger RNA of Leptopilina boulardi, 1054 nucleotides long. Its product is annotated as proteoglycan 4-like. Bases 20 to 970 code for a protein of 316 amino acids. The transcript has 7 exons. Lineage: Eukaryota; Metazoa; Arthropoda; Insecta; Hymenoptera; Figitidae. The record is from RefSeq and is a predicted model, not a curated record.
GCAGAUCAGCAGUGUUAAGAUGGCGACGCCCAGUGAGUUGUCUUUGGAAGAAAUACGCAAAUAUUUAUUGGAAAACGGUGGUUCAGUGCGAAAUCAUGAUCUUGUGAAAUAUUUUAAGAAGUUUUUAACAGAUCCCGAAACACGAGUUGAGGCACGAAAUAGAUUCAAGGAAUAUGUCAAUAUUUUGGCCACAAUCAAAAAUGAGGAGGGUGAAAAGUAUUUGAUGUUGAAGAAAAAAUAUCGUCAAACAUCAUUAGAUCUUUCAUCGCCAAGUUUUAGUUUUGGUAUUUCGCCAACUUCACCAGUGAGAACACCUGAGGUUGCAACUCCUGUUUCUCCUCUUCGUGAACCACCACCUUAUCGUCCUCCACCUCCUGCUCCUUUGAGUCCUGCAAGUUACACAACAUCGCCUGUUUCUCGUUAUCAAAAUGAAUUUUCCGAUGAAGCAACUGGUGGUAUUUUCCAUAAUCAAUUGGAGAGAAAUACAAAAGAAACAAGUGCCUUUAAACAAUUUACUGAUGAAUCACCUGAUCUUCCAACAUCACCUCCUGUACCACCGAGACGCAAAAGUCAAGAUAAAGUCAAAGUUGAAAACAAAGAAAACGUCAGUGUUGAAAAGCCGAAAACUGUUGCGGAAAUCAUCAUAAAAGAAGACGAGAUUCCAGCGACAACACAAUCAUCAGCUGAACAACUCAGUGUCCGUGAGCGGAUGCAACGGUUCAAUCGAAUGGCUACCGAGACUGAUCUUAACUCAUCUCGUCCUACUAGUGGAUCUACACCACCCAUUAAGAAACGUUCCGAUAAGGGAACGGAGGAGGAUGACAGAGCUUCCGUUGCUUCGCAACUGGACGGAAAGUCACGCGAAUGGCUGGUGAGAGCUGCACAAGGAGAUUACCAAGCCCUGGCGAAACUUGCUGCUGAGGAACCUCGUCUCACCAGAAUGAAGGAUCCAUCUUCCGUGAGUAUAUAAACACAUUAUGGGAGACUGCAAACUCCAGCCAAACGAACCUGAAAUUCACGAGCAAUCGUGGGUGGACAGAUUUACGCGCAUUCU